AUGGCAGCAGUCGCCGUUCACGCCGCGCCGGUCCACCGGAACGGGGCUGAGCUCGAGGCCAUAUCCGACGCGGUCGACACGGUCAACAUCCUGAAGGACGGGCCCUCGUUCGACACGGAAUCGCACUUUGACGCAGACAAAGACAAGUCGGCGUUCCGGCAGUACGAGGACGCGUGCGACCGGGUCAAGAGCUUCUACGCCGAGCAGCACGCCAAGCAGACGGUGGCGCACAACGUGGCGGCGCGUGAGCGCUUCUACUCGCCGACGCGGCAGCGGGCCGAGAUGAGCAUCUGGGAGGCCAUGGAGAAGCUCAACACGCUGAUCGACGACAGCGACCCGGACACGGAGCUCAGCCAGAUCCACCACCUGCUGCAGAGCGCCGAGGCGAUCCGGCGCGACGGCAAGCCGCGGUGGAUGCAGCUGACGGGGCUGAUCCACGACCUGGGCAAGCUGAUGCUCUUCUUCGACGACUGCUGCGAGGGCCAGUGGGACGUGGUGGGCGACACCUUCCCCGUCGGCUGCCGCUUCGACGAGCGCUGCAUCUACCCGGACACCUUCGCCGCCAACCCGGACUCGCGCCACGACGUGUACAGCACGCGCUACGGCAUCUACGCGCCCGGCUGCGGCAUGGACAAGCUCAUGAUGAGCUGGGGCCACGACGAGUACCUGUACCACGUGGUCAAGGACCAGAGCAUGCUGCCGCGCGAGGCCCUCGCCAUGAUCCGCUUCCACUCCUUCUACCCGUGGCACAAGGAGGGUGCCUACCGCGAGUUCAUGGCCGACGGCGACGAGGUUCUGCUCAACGCGGUGAAGGCGUUCAACCCGUACGAUCUGUACAGCAAAUCGGACGAUGUGCCGAAUGUGGAGGAGCUAAAGCCAUAUUACCUGGAGCUUAUUGAUGAGUUCUUCCCGCAAAAGGUCAUCAAGUGGUAG
Molecule: messenger RNA, 933 nt
Organism: Chaetomium strumarium
Lineage: Eukaryota; Fungi; Ascomycota; Sordariomycetes; Sordariales; Chaetomiaceae
Product: inositol oxygenase
Exons: 2
Coding region: 1-933 (310 amino acids)
Biological process (GO): inositol catabolic process
Cellular component (GO): cytoplasm
Molecular function (GO): iron ion binding; inositol oxygenase activity
Source: RefSeq, a predicted model, not a curated record